GUCAAGCUGUCCACGUCACGAAGUUUUUAGAUGAGCAGAUACAUUUAAACAUGAGCAGCCAUUUGGUACAUGCUAUGGACAAUAACCAUCCCAGUGAAAGAGUCAACUGCACCGUUCAGUUUCUCGACGGAGACAGCAAAACUUUUGAUAUAAAUGCUAACGACGUAGGGCAAGCCCUGUAUAACUCUGUUUGUAAUCAUUUUAAAGUAACAGAAACAGACUAUUUUGGUCUUAAAUACACCGUUCUUUUAUCACCAGAGAAAAAACUGAGUAAUGUGUUCGAAUGUGUGCCUCUGAGCCAACACAAGAAGCCAAAUGCUAUAACAGAACAUAAGUUCUGGCUUCAAUUAAACAAGCCAAUGUCUUCUCAAAUAAAGAGAGGAAACUGGAAGUUUGAAUUUGCCCUGAAGUUUUAUCCUCCAGAUCCAACAAAACUGACAGAAACUUUUACAAGGUCGCUGGUCGUUCUACAGAUUCGGACAGAUUUGUUGGAUGGACGACUGCCUUGCAGUUUCGGAAUGCUUGCUUUGUUAGAAUCUUAUUGUGUGCAAGCAGAACUUGGUGACUAUGUCCGUGAAAGUCGUUCGAAAUACGAACACAAUAACAUCUUUCUGGCUAAACAUGAGCCUAAAUUACUAGACCAAAUUGCAGAGUUCCAUAAAGAGCACAAGGGUCAAACACACCAUGAGGCACAGAUGGCGUUUUUGGAUAAUGUAAAAAAGUUAGCAUUGUAUGGAGUAGAUCUUCAUAAAGCUAGAGAUCUACACAAGGUGCCCGUUAAUAUCGGAGUAAACUGUAAUGGCAUUACAGUUUACAAAGACAAUUUCCGCAUUCAUAGAUUUGUAUGGCCCAAAAUAUUACGAUUUGUCUAUAAACAAAAACACUUUUGCAUCAAAAUUAGGCCUAAAGAGAAAGAAAACCCUACAUGGCAAAAUUGGAAGCUGGAUCAUUUUAAAUUGGCAAAGAAUUUAUGGAGAAUAUGUUCGGAUCAACAUACUUAUUUUAGGUACUUUUCAUUUUUAUAA
This is a messenger RNA of Physella acuta, 1025 nucleotides long. RefSeq names its product band 4.1-like protein 3. Gene Ontology annotation, cellular component: plasma membrane; cytoskeleton. Lineage: Eukaryota; Metazoa; Mollusca; Gastropoda; Physidae. The record is from RefSeq and is a predicted model, not a curated record. Gene Ontology annotation, biological process: actomyosin structure organization.